AUAAAUUAAAUUUAAAAUCAUUUUCUGAAAUUGUUGAUAUUUUCUUGAUUUUGGUGAGGAUUGAAAAAGUGCUUACCGAAUUUCUGCACCCACUGUUGGGCGAUUCCGCUGAGUAUAAUAGAUGAAGGAAUCGCUCUGUAGACUUCAUUCUCUAUUCCAUUUCCAAUUUCCAAUUUCAAGUUCCAAUAUCAUGCAAACAGUUAAGAACACUAUCGCCGAGAAUGUCGGGGGCACGUAUGUUUCCGUGGUUCUUUGUCUAUUUUGAUAUACUGAUGCUUCGUAGGCACUCUCUCGCAAAACUAGAGCACCAAUUCUCUCUCGAGGAUUGCCCUGACCAGAGCGGGAAGGUGGCAGUCAUAACUGGCGGUAGUGAAGGUAUCGGCUAUGGUUGUGCACACACCCUUCUCAAGAACAACCUCGCUAAGCUAUUCAUCAUUGCUGUAUCCCAGGAAGUUUAUGAUGGUGCUGUAGAGGAUAUCUCCAAGACUAUCUCACCCGAGGCAGCCCAAAAAUGCACAUUCCUCGAGUGUGAUAUGUCCGAUUGGCCGGCCGUGUGCAAGGUCGCUCACACAAUAUCCGAGAGCACAGAUAGAAUUGAUAUCCUGUGCAAUCUCGCUGCACGGGGGGUCAUGACAUAUCAACUUACCGACUAUGGUCUUGAUAGACAUAUGGCAGUCAAUCAUUUUGGUCACGUUGUCCUUACAAGUCACUUGUUGCCAAUUCUCAAGGAAACAGCAGAGGCUGGGCAUACCGUCAGAAUCGUCAACAUGUCUUCGAAUGCUCAUCAAGCCGCUCCGAGCGAUUGCAAAUUUGCAAGUGUGGAUGAGUUAAACAAAGAUUUAGGACCAAACCGACAAUAUGGACGAUCGAAGUUGGCGUCUAUACUUUAUUCACGUUACUUGGCUCGUCAUCUCACUUCCAAAUAUCCCAAAAUCUUGGUCAACGCUGUGCAUCCUGGAUUUGUCGAGACAAAAAUGUCGCAGGUUGAUAUUCAUGAACCAUAUCCAACACUCGGGUAUGGCAUGUCUGUCCUCAUGAAGCCCUUGAAGAAAGAUCAAUGGGAUGGUUGUGUCAGUACCUUGUACGCCAGUACUGCGGUGGAAAAAAGUGGAUUGUAUAUCUGUCCACCAGCAAUCCCCGAGCCAGGAAGCGAGUUGUCUCAAGACGAAGAUCUAGGCGAGCAGUUGAUGAAGCUGACGAAAGAGGUCAUUGUUGAGAAGAUGCCCAAGAAGAGUGUCGACCAGGGAUGCCCACUUGAGCUUUAUUGAACGGGUGCAGAAUACCUUGUUUGAUGUAUGGAGUGAUGAAAUCCCGAACUGUCUUAUUUUAUUGUCUUGACUCUAAUAUCUAUGUUAUCAAUUAUAGCCUGUCUCUUUCCCCGUUCAUCUAAUUUAUUUUGCUUCGCUGAAACACCUUUGACGCCUCUCAUACCCUUGCUCCCCCAUAGCCCAAAUUCCCUUUGCCUUUCGCAAUCACAAACCAUUCUCUUCCCCUUCCCAUCUACUUCCCCACAACUACUACAGCAGUUGAUACCGUCACAGCCUUCGCAAACCACCAAUACUAACUCA
Molecule: messenger RNA, 1568 nt
Organism: Sclerotinia trifoliorum
Lineage: Eukaryota; Fungi; Ascomycota; Leotiomycetes; Helotiales; Sclerotiniaceae
Source: the annotation of a GenBank genome assembly